Cuscuta campestris is the source of this 1350-nucleotide messenger RNA. The record is from the annotation of a GenBank genome assembly. NCBI's taxonomy places the organism in Eukaryota, Viridiplantae, Streptophyta, Magnoliopsida, Solanales, Convolvulaceae.
UAGCCUCCUCCGUCCCUCGGAACCAACAAAAGUAAAGUAUAGUACAGGAAUAUUCACCUGUUGUCCAUCAACUACGCCUUUCGGCCUGAUCUUAGGAAAGAAGGAAAAUACUAUAAAGCGCUGGCUUUCUCGAAAAUGGACUAUCUUACGAAAUACAUUAAUUAUGAUUAUUUCCUUUUACAUUGGCUGGGCUCGAAUGCAAAGCCUUUAGAAGGAAGGAUUACGGGGUAUCAGAAGGGGGUCCCGUCCGUCUCUUUCACGAAGAAUGAUAUUGCAGAUUUAUCAGAGCGUUUCAAGCAUGCACUUGUGGCAACGUUCCAAUCUCGGCCAUCCUAUGCCUCCAUGCAAGCUUUCAUGCAGAAACUUGGUCUACUUGGUGAUUUUGACAUCACUAUAAUGUCUGAUUUGCCUAUUCAUUUGCAUGAUAGAAGAGCUCUACAUCUACUUGCUUCCUCUAUUGGCAAUCCUCUACAAGUUGACUCCUGUACUCUAAACUUCUCCAGGCCCCAGCUUCCACGUUGUUGUGUUGAAGUUGAUGUUUCUAAUCUGCCUCCAGAGAGAAUCCAUGUUCAGCAUGGGGAAGAAGCUUUCACUGUUCAUUUUUAUUAUGAAAAGGUGCCUCCAUAUUGUGUGGAUUGUGGUAGCAUUGGACACCUUAGGGAAAGAUGUCCCUUGACAAAAGUUACUCAGCAAGAGGGGAAUGGAUCUCAACCUCAUGGGGUCCAAGCUCAUGGGAUGCAACAGGAUAAUGCAUGGCAAGUGGUUUCACGUAAAGGGAAGGCUAAAAACCCUGUUAGGGUUUGGAAGGAAAAGGAACGUCCAAAACCCAUGCACUUAGUGCCUUGGUCUGAAGGUCCUGGUGAAUCAUCUAAUGGGGGUGACCAACAUAAAGUAAGCAUGGAAUCUAGCAGUCAUGGCUCCUCUGAAAUGCGAACCCCACCCUCUGACUCGGUCAAUCUGGCUAAGGAUGGAACUUUUACUAUCUCAGAUCCUAAUCUUCUGUCUUCCUUCACUAUGACAAGUCUACAUGAUGUUCUCUUUUCUCAGUAUAUGGCCUUGGAUUAUAGCGAUGAUUGUUUGGCUAUUGUUCCUUAUGAGGAUCGAUCUGAAGCAAUCCUUGAAGAUGCUGAUCCAGAGGUGGGAUUUUUAACAGAUGGAAGGGAGAUUGAUGAAACAUAUAGAUCUUUAAAUGAAUUUCCUCCUUUGCAUGAUGCUUUAACUCCUAUAGCAGCCUCAAAUUCUAAGGCUUCUAAGACAAAGGUUCGUAAUCAUGCAAUGGUCACCAGGAGGAUGGCUUCAAAUAGAUUCUCCCCUCUUGGCUCCCCAUGAUUGGUCUUAUUGGGAAUUGUA